This is a messenger RNA of Marasmius oreades (fairy-ring Marasmius), 2559 nucleotides long. RefSeq lists its product as uncharacterized. Bases 1 to 2559 code for a protein of 852 amino acids. Gene Ontology annotation, biological process: pseudouridine synthesis. The transcript is spliced from 9 exons. NCBI's taxonomy places the organism in Eukaryota, Fungi, Basidiomycota, Agaricomycetes, Agaricales, Marasmiaceae. Gene Ontology annotation, molecular function: pseudouridine synthase activity; RNA binding. Gene Ontology annotation, cellular component: nucleus. The record is from RefSeq and is a predicted model, not a curated record.
AUGUCUUCCUCUGUUCGAGAACGUGAGCACGACGAAGAACAAAUAGAUCGCGACACUAAGCGCCAAAAGCUCGAGUCUGCCCUGGGAACCACGACUGCUGAGGUGACCGUGACUGAAGAGAGUGUUCUCAAUGAACACCCCGUCGAUUCUUCAGACGUUCAUGUACUUCCACCAAGCCAUGCGUUGCUAGGAACUCCCCUACCCAAAGCUGAAUCCGGUCGUCCUCUCAAUUUCUUAGAAACAGACGUUGGGAUCUCAGAGUAUGUUGGACGGAGUGUGUCGAAGAUUGAAGGGAUUAUCAAGCAGAGGUUCACGGACUUUUUGGUAUUCGAAGUCGAUCUCGAUGGCAAUGUCAUACAUCUAAAAUCAUUGGCAAAACCGGAUUCUUCAAAGAAGCACAAUAAUGGGGAGGAAGAGGAACAAGGAGAACCUUCAGGUCCUUCUUCCGGUCGACAGGAUCUCGGUGAACCAAUGCAGGGUGUUGAAACAGCCGAAAACGACGAGAAUCCGAUUACCCCGGGUAGCAAACUUGCUGAAGAGGUAAAAGUAGAAUCGUCCACCACUCUCGACGAUUUGACAAACCCUUGGCCGGAUUCCUUCAAUACAAAACUUGCCCCAUUUCUAUCUGGGAGUGGAAUAGCCCAGCUCAAGGAAAUAUACCUUCAAGGUCCAGAGCCUCCGAGAGUUAGUGAUAGCGGCUGGGGAGGACGUGGAGCGAAGGGUGAGGAAGCCUCUGGGUCUGUGGCACCCUCAGAAACCCCAGAAUCUACUGCAACUACAGUAAAAUCGGGGCGAGGAGGUCGUGGUGGUCGUGAUCGUGGAGGUCGAGGCGGUAAACGAGGUGGUCCUGGAAGAGAGGACCAUAGAAAAGUGGUUUCAGAACCAUUCGACUCAAAGGACCAAAGGACCGCCUUCCAUAAAGUCAUACGUGAACUGUUCAAAGGAAAGCUGGAAACCGAAACAGACACCUCUGGAUCUACACCUGAAGAUGGUUCUAGGAUUGUCAUCAAAUGGGGUCGUCGUGGUGGCCGCGGGGACAGGAGGGAUGGCAGGGGUCAGUCCGGGGAUCAAGCAAGUCGCGGGACCUAUCCUCCAUAUGUUCACUUCACGCUUCAGAAAACCAAUCGCGACACGCAAGACGCCCUCUCCCAUCUUUCUCGUAUCCUUCACGUCAACGUCAAAGACCUUGCUGUUGCAGGAACAAAAGAUAAACGUGGCGUAACUGUCCAGCGCGUCUCACUUAAGCGAGGUAACAAGACGGUCGAAGAUGUGUGGCGCCUUGGGAAUCAGGUUUCAGCAAGGAAGUCUACUAGUGAUGCACUCAAGCAGAGAGGCGAGAGGGGUGUCAGACUUGCAGAUUUGGUGUACCGGAAAGCUGGCCUUGAACUCGGCUUGUUGAAGGGGAAUGCCUUUGUUAUUACUCUUAGGAAUGUCCAAGUAGAUGCUAUGGACACCCUAGACAAGGCCUUGAAUAUUGUGAAGACCAACGGGUUCAUUAAUUAUUAUGGUAUGCAGAGAUUCGGCACUGCAUCGGUUCCAACGCAUGCAAUCGGACUUGCAUUGCUGAAGGGAGACUGGCAUAAAGCCGUUUCACUCAUUCUACAAACCCGUUAUGGAGAACAUCCGGAGGUAGAAGCUGCACGUAACGCGUGGUUGAAAGAGAAGAAUAUCGACAAAGCGCUUUCUUUAAUGCCACGACGCGUCGUUGCGGAAAGAUGCAUUCUAGAGAGUUACAAGAAGCAAAGUGGGGACACCCGUAAUGCUAUGGGAGCUCUCUCAACGAUCCCCCGUAACCUUCGGUUGAUGUAUGUACAUGCCUACCAGUCCUAUGUCUGGAAUGCUAUCGUUUCCGAGCGUGUUCGCAUGUAUGGCACAGAGAAGCCCGUAGUGGGUGACCUUGUUUUCGAUGUCGUACCGGAAACUAGUGCGGAGAGAGAGGAUGAUGAAAUGGAUACCAACGAGCCGGAUGAGCCAGUUUCUAACCGGCAAAGGAAGAAGCAGAACAGGAAACCUUGGACCCCGCCCCGUAUCAAGACCCUCACGGAGGAAGACUUUGGAAACUACACCAUUUUCGAUGUGAUCAUGCCACUUCCCGGGACCGAUGUUGCUUAUCCGGGCGGGAAGCUUGGGGAACGGUAUAGGGAAUUUUUAGUGAUGGACGGGCUGGAUCCAGAUAACUUUGUUCGGAAGCAGAAGGACUACACGUUAGGAGGAUCCUACCGGAAGGUCCUGCAUCUGCCAAACGAAAUGAGCUGGUCAGUACUGAGGUACACCGACCCAGAUGUUCCUUUGGCGCAAGCAGACGAGGAUAAACUGUUGGGUUUUGACCCGCCAUUAGUAUCGGAGGACGGGAAAUUCAUGGCUCUUCAGAUCAACCUCCAACUAGGAACUGCUUCGUAUGCCACGAUGGCUUUAAGGGAAAUCACUAAAACGGAGACUAGCUCGCACUACCAGACGAACCUGACGAUUGCCGCUGAAGAUCAGAAAUAUAGAGGUGUUGGGUGCGAUGGGCAGGACGAAGAUGUGGAAGAGCCUGUACAUGUAUCUGAAGAGAGCUAA